Penicillium diatomitis is the source of this 1482-nucleotide messenger RNA. RefSeq lists its product as uncharacterized. The transcript has 2 exons. The record is from RefSeq and is a predicted model, not a curated record. Bases 1 to 1482 code for a protein of 493 amino acids. NCBI's taxonomy places the organism in Eukaryota, Fungi, Ascomycota, Eurotiomycetes, Eurotiales, Aspergillaceae. Gene Ontology annotation, molecular function: hydrolase activity.
AUGAGUGACUACAAGUAUUCGGCUCACCUCCUGAAGGAGUUGAUCAUUCGGAUCCCAUUGGUUUUGAAGACCCUUCUUCUUCAUGGCAUACAAAUGUCACCCGGAGCGGGGAAACAAGAUCUUCGGACAGAAAUCACGACAGCCAUGAUUCGAUCCUUCAUGACAUUCAGCGCUCCUGUUGAUAAGACGCAGAAGAACAGCAUGCGUGAUCCGGGUGUCAAGGGUCCAAUGUGGGUUUCGAAAGUGACCUUAUCGAGACCAGAGUUCGAUGUACGCGACGCAGUGGUCCGCGCAAUCGAGGAUCUCAAGACAACUGGCAAUGAGACAUUCGCUUUACCUCCAGUCGCGGACGUGGAGGCUGAGUGGACAGGAUUUCGCAGUGGUGUAGGCAAGAGAACACCUCAACCCGAUCUCUCGGAGGAAGAGAAGUAUCAAGAGCUUCGCAAAGAGUCUACCUCGGAUAUGACGAUCCUCUAUUUCCACGGCGGCGCUUACUUCUUGAUGGAUCCUUGCACGCAUCGGGUGCCUGUGGCUCACCUCUCGCGUCUCACUGGCGCUCCGAUCCUAUCCGUGCGAUACAGACUUGCGCCGCAAAAUCCUUUUCCUGCGGCCCUAGUUGAUGCUUUGACGGCGUACCUCUCAUUGAUCCAUCCGCCUCCUGGCAGUCUUCACAAACCAGUCCCCGCGAACAAGAUUAUAAUCGCAGGUGAUUCGGCCGGCGGUAAUCUGUCUCUCGUCCUGUUACAGACUCUACUUACGUUGAAGCGCGCGUCUCGACCUGUGCGCUUUCAUGGACAAGACGUGGACAUUGAGCUGCCAGGGGGAGUGGCUCUAAUUUCGCCUUGGUGCGAUUUGACGCAUUCGAUGCCCUCGAUUGUCAACAAUCUCAAGUUUGACUAUUUAGACAUGAAAGGCACGCCAUCCGAGGACCCAGAAGAACCAACCGCCAUAUCUUCUGCACCAUUUCCCCCCGGCUCCGUCUGGCCCGUCGAUCCUCCUCGAUUAAACAUGUUCACAGAUGCCAAUAUGAUGCUUCAUCCGCUUGUAUCGCCAAUGGCCGCAAAGCCUGAGCUGUGGGAAGGUGCACCCCCCGUGCUCAUUUCCACAGGAGAAGAGCUGCUCACGGACGAAAGCUUUGUUGUGGCACGCCGCAUGCAUCGGGCCGGAGUGAAUGUGGUGGUUGAUCAAUUUGAGGGGAUGCCUCAUUGUCAUGCCAUGAUCAUGAUGUCCACGGCGACAGGGAAACAAUUCUUCAAGAACGUCGCCGGGUUCUGCCUAGACGCUGCAGCUGGCCGUGUCAAGUCUACGGGGCAGGUUAAUUGGUACGGUCAGGGUCUGAAGACUUCUCGUGAGAUCCCACUUGCGGAAGUCGUGGACCUGGACGAAGAUCGUGUCGAUGCUCGAAUGAGCAAGUCUGCUAGUUGGUUGGUGCGUGACGAGGAGGCGCUGCGGAAGGAGUGGCGGGCACAGGCAAAGCUUUGA